UUCGCUAAGGAGCUUAAGGAGAAAAUGUUGAGGUCGUUCUCCUCGUACAAGACUAAGAAAGAGUUGAAGGAGGUGUUGCGCAAAUAUGGGAUCGUGAGUGAGGAUAUAACUCGCAUUCCUCAGUUUAAACCAGUCACCCAUCCUAUUGAUGAAGACUCCCCCGAAUUUAUGCUCUGUAUUGACGAUAUUCUUCGCAGGAUAAGAAACAUGGGGCCUGUCGUAGAUAGUAACGUUAUGAAUAUAACUGGUGAAGAAAAUACUGGCCGUGUCGACUACGCCAUCAAGAAGAUCCUGGACGAUUUGCUCGAAGAAAUAAUUUGCAUAACCGAGGGCAAACUAAAUCAGGCGACUGUGG
This is a messenger RNA of Funneliformis caledonium, 355 nucleotides long. The record is from the annotation of a GenBank genome assembly. NCBI's taxonomy places the organism in Eukaryota, Fungi, Glomeromycota, Glomeromycetes, Glomerales, Glomeraceae.